AUGGUCCGCGACUUUCCUCGGGAGCCAUACCCCCGGCAAUGGCAUCCGGAGCGGUUUCCGAUUGACCCCCCACCCCCCGACGAUGGUAGAUACCACGAAUCUCGUGAUACUCGCAGACCCCCGAUUGAUAUUGAGAAGGCGCUGCGAGAUCAUUGCAACAUCCCAGCCAAGAAGUUCUUUAUGGUAGCUGUGUUGGAUGACGGGUCCACAGAGGUUUUUGGUAAUACGGGAGAACGACACCAACCUAAUGGGUACAGCAAGUUUUUCAGCUUGAAGAACUUUGUUCGCUAUGUCAACCAUGCCAGCCACGUCAGUGGUGCUUUCGGCGGCUAUGGGCACCGCAUGCAAGAUCGUCGACGACUAGGUGGCGAUGUGUUCGACGAGGACAACAGCUACAAGACGCGUAAGAGACAUCGAGUAGGGAUGGGGGCCGGUUACCGAAGAGCCGCCAACGACGACGACGAUGUCGCGAUUGUGGUCACGUCCAAUGCGAAGAAAACCCUCAAGGUGGGCGACCAUAAAGAGGUGUGGAAUCUAUACGAACAACGAUUCAAGAACUGUCAGCAAACAGCCUGCAAGCUUAUCGCCAAAGCGUGGGUCAAGGUUGUCGAGCCCAAGAAGCAAACGAACCACCCGUACACUGGCCAGGACGAGAAAGCCCCAGACUGGUGGCCGAAACCAUGGGGCCCUACAAAAGAAGAGAAAGUCAGGCACAAAGAGCCUGAUCAUCUCUAUAAACGAGGUACGGUCAAAUGCUAG
Molecule: messenger RNA, 759 nt
Organism: Colletotrichum spaethianum
Lineage: Eukaryota; Fungi; Ascomycota; Sordariomycetes; Glomerellales; Glomerellaceae
Exons: 3
Coding region: 1-759 (252 amino acids)
Source: RefSeq, a predicted model, not a curated record